Ziziphus jujuba (common jujube) is the source of this 1664-nucleotide messenger RNA. RefSeq names its product fructose-bisphosphate aldolase, cytoplasmic isozyme 1. Gene Ontology annotation, biological process: glycolytic process; fructose 1,6-bisphosphate metabolic process. NCBI's taxonomy places the organism in Eukaryota, Viridiplantae, Streptophyta, Magnoliopsida, Rosales, Rhamnaceae. Gene Ontology annotation, cellular component: cytosol. Gene Ontology annotation, molecular function: fructose-bisphosphate aldolase activity. The record is from RefSeq and is a predicted model, not a curated record. The transcript has 3 exons. The coding region runs from base 429 to 1502 and encodes 357 amino acids.
AGAAGUUAGUAAAGUCCAAAAGUUGAGGUUUGGAGUGUCAUGCAGCACCUCUUCAAGUUCUCCAAAAAAUAACAAAGAGAAAAGGAUGAGGGGCAUUUGGUAUUCCACACAAUGUAUAUGAAGCUCACGUAAGAGGAAGGAAAUGAAAAAAAAAUAAAAAAAGAGACAUAGAAGUGGAAGCUAAUGGAUGAGUUGCCACUUGGCAAGGAGAGUGAUCACUCAUUGCUUUAUCCGAGGAUGAUAACCUUCGUUGGGCUAAUCUUGUGACACGUGUUCAUUGAUGGUAUAGAUCGAUUCUGUUGGUAUAUUCCAUUAAGGGUUAUCUAUUUAGAUUGUUGGCUCUCUUAACCUUGUUUUUGCAUUUUCGUCCCCUAUACACCCCACUCUUCCUCUCACUCCAUCCAAAUAUCAUCCUAAAAGCUUUAGCCAUGUCUGCCUUUGUUGGAAAGUAUGCUGAUGAGCUUAUCAAGAAUGCCAAGUACAUUGCAACUCCCGGCAAGGGCAUUCUGGCAGCCGACGAGAGCACCGGCACCAUCGGGAAACGUCUAGCCAGCAUUAAAGUUGAGAACAUCGAGCCUAACCGCCAAGCACUCCGUGAGCUUCUCUUCACCUCUCCAAAUGCACUCUCCUUCCUCUCCGGUGUCAUCCUCUUCGAAGAGACACUCUACCAGAAAACCUACGAUGGAAAACCGUUUGUCGAAGUCCUCCAGGAGAACAAUGUCAUCCCGGGUAUCAAGGUAGACAAGGGCACCGUCGAGCUGGCUGGAACCAACGGCGAAACCACCACUCAGGGAUUCGAUUCUCUCGGCGCAAGGUGCCAGCAGUACUACAAGGCCGGUGCACGGUUCGCCAAAUGGCGUGCCGUGCUCAAAAUUGGUCCCACAGAACCAUCCGAACUUUCUAUCCAGCAGAAUGCUCAGGGCUUGGCUCGAUAUGCUAUUAUUUGCCAGGAAAAUGGGUUGGUGCCUAUCGUGGAGCCUGAGAUAUUGACUGAUGGAGACCAUGAUAUUAAGAAAUGUGCUGCUGUUACUGAGACUGUGCUCGCUGCUGUUUAUAAGGCUCUCAAUGAUCACCAUGUUCUUCUUGAAGGGACUCUUCUUAAGCCUAAUAUGGUCACUCCUGGUUCUGACAGCCCAAAGGUACCACCGGAGGUGAUAGCAGGGUACACAGUGACUGCACUCCGGCGGACAGUCCCAGCGGCGGUACCAGGUAUCGUGUUUCUAUCGGGAGGACAGAGUGAGGAAGAGGCAACGCUGAACCUGAACGCCAUGAAUAAGCUGGAGGUGUUGAAGCCAUGGACACUUUCGUUCUCAUUUGGGCGUGCAUUGCAGCAAAGCACACUCAAGACAUGGAGUGGGAAGAAAGAGAACGUAGGGAAAGCUCAGGAGGCGUUCUUGGGGAGGUGCAAAGCCAAUUCAGAGGCUACUCUUGGCAAGUACAUAGGUGGGGGUUCCCGUGGACUGGCUUCUGAGAGUUUGUUCGUUAAGGGUUACAAAUACUAGCUUGCUUACCUUGGCCUUAAUUUGGAGUUUGGAAAAGUAUGAUCAGAUGGAUCGGUGUUAAUUUGAUAUCAAAAUUUUACAAUGUAUUUUGUUUUCAUCUUUCUUGUUUGCAUGCUUACUGCUUACUCUUAAUUGGUACAUAUUUUACAAAUUUAUUACGCA